AAAGGACACAAUCUCUCUUCCUCAAAUUCCGCCCCAAAAUGUCCUUUCCCAACAGCUCUCCUGCCGCUAAUACUUUUUUAGUAGAUUCUCUCAUCAGUGCGUGCAGGAGUGACAGUUUCUACUCCAACAGCGCCAGCAUGUAUAUGCCACCUAGCACAGACAUUGGGACGUAUGGGAUGCAAACCUGUGGACUCCUUCCGUCUCUGGCUAAAAGAGAAGUUAAUCACCAAAAUAUGGGUAUGAAUGUACAUCCUUAUAUACCUCAAGUAGACACUUGGACAGACCCGAACAGAUCUUGUCGAAUAGAGCAACCUGUUACACAGCAGGUCCCCACUUGUUCCUUCACUACAAAUAUUAAGGAAGAAAGCAAUUGCUGCAUGUAUUCCGAUAAGAGAUCCAAACUAAUUUCUGCAGACGUCCCUUCCUACCAGAGGCUGGUGUCUGAAUCAUGCCCCAUUGAGAACCCCGAGGUUCCCGUCCCAGGAUAUUUUAGACUGAGCCAGACCUACGCCACUGGGAAAACCCAAGAGUACAAUAAUAGCCCUGAAACGAGUUCAACUGUAAUGUUACAGUUAAACCCUCGCGGCAGCUCCAAACCGCAGAUAUCUGCUCAACUUCAGCUGGAAAAGAAAAUGAAUGAAAACCCGACCAACCAAGACAGCACCGCUAAAGUCUCUCAAGUGGAAAGUCCCGAGCCCAAGUCCACGUUGCAAGACGAGCGGAGCUGCCUGCCCGAAGGCUCCGUGUCCAGCCCAGAAGUCCAGGAGAAGGAGAGUAAAGAGGAAAUCAAGUCUGAUACUCCAACAAGCAAUUGGCUAACUGCAAAGAGUGGCAGAAAGAAGAGGUGUCCUUAUACUAAACACCAAACACUGGAAUUAGAGAAAGAGUUCUUAUUCAAUAUGUAUCUCACUCGAGAGCGCCGUCUAGAGAUCAGUAAGAGCGUAAACCUCACUGACAGGCAGGUCAAGAUUUGGUUUCAAAACCGCAGAAUGAAGCUCAAGAAGAUGAGCAGGGAGAACCGAAUCCGGGAACUGACCGCUAAUCUGACCUUCUCUUAAACCCUAACCCCGGGGGGGGCACCAGUGAGGAAUGGGCACAGCACCGCCACUUGCUAAAGGCAGGAGAGACUCUGGCAAAACCCGGCAUUUUCCAGUUUUGUUUUGGUUUUUUUUUCUGAUAGAAUGUGACUUUUCGUCCUUCUUUUAGCGCUGCAAGUGAAUAUGUAUUACUAUGAUGAGUAUAUAUAAAACCUAGCACGUGUAAUUUAUUUUUGUUCUCAUCGUAAUGCAGGGUAACUAUUAUUGAAUAUUAUCAUUUGGUCUUAACUUAUUGGAACUGUCGAACAUCCAAGCAAUGUGACUUUUUCAUGUUUUUACUAACAAAAUGGUAUUUAUGUGGGGCUGUUACACGGGCCAUAACGUUUUGAGUACAUUCAAUACUUUAAGAAAAAGAAGG
Messenger RNA from Harpia harpyja (harpy eagle), 1455 nucleotides. It is a transcript of the gene HOXD10, whose product is annotated as homeobox D10. Gene Ontology annotation, biological process: regulation of transcription by RNA polymerase II. The coding region runs from base 39 to 1058 and encodes 339 amino acids. Gene Ontology annotation, molecular function: DNA-binding transcription factor activity, RNA polymerase II-specific; RNA polymerase II cis-regulatory region sequence-specific DNA binding. The record is from RefSeq and is a predicted model, not a curated record. Gene Ontology annotation, cellular component: nucleus. NCBI's taxonomy places the organism in Eukaryota, Metazoa, Chordata, Aves, Accipitriformes, Accipitridae. The transcript is spliced from 2 exons.